CCACCGACCGCUGCUGCAGCUGAACAGCAAUCGUACCAGCCCACAGGCACCUUAACAUCACAUUUCAGGCUAUUUCUUCAGAUUCCUCGCUCGUCGGAUACUACUCGUGCACUGCAAAUGCAAGCCAUUAAGUGUGUCGUUGUCGGCGACGGUGCCGUGGGUAAGACAUGCCUGCUCAUCAGCUACACCACUAAUGCCUUCCCAGGAGAGUAUAUUCCCACAGUAUUUGACAACUACUCUGCCAAUGUUAUGGUGGAUGGUAAACCUGUCAACUUAGGCCUCUGGGAUACAGCAGGACAAGAGGACUAUGAUCGCCUUAGACCACUCUCCUAUCCCCAAACGGAUGUGUUUUUAAUUUGCUUCUCACUGGUGAGCCCUGCUUCCUUUGAGAAUGUAAGAGCAAAGUGGUACCCUGAGGUUCGCCAUCACUGUCCAAACACCCCCAUCAUACUUGUGGGCACUAAACUUGAUCUGCGAGAUGACAAAGACACGAUUGAACGUCUGCGGGAUAAGAAACUAGCUCCCAUCACUUAUCCGCAAGGGCUUGCUAUGGCUAGAGAGAUUGGUGCUGUGAAGUAUCUGGAGUGCUCUGCUCUUACUCAACGGGGUUUAAAAACAGUGUUUGAUGAGGCCAUCCGCGCUGUUUUAUGUCCUCCACCUGUAAAGAAAAGGGGCAAGAAGUGUACUGUAUUUUGAGAAACACCGCAACUCAUUUCUUCAUUGAUAUGCCAUGUAAACAGUGGGCUCUUGCUCUUCAGCUCUCCUGUUAGCAACAGAUAAAUCCAGCUUGUGAGGUGACAAACUGCAGAGACAUGCAUUUCCAUGGUGUGUCUGGUAUAACAGAUAUAUUUGACCCUGGACCACAAACCCAGUCACAAGGGUC
This is a messenger RNA of Sinocyclocheilus grahami, 883 nucleotides long. Its product is annotated as ras-related C3 botulinum toxin substrate 3. Gene Ontology annotation, biological process: small GTPase-mediated signal transduction. Gene Ontology annotation, molecular function: GTPase activity; GTP binding. The record is from RefSeq and is a predicted model, not a curated record. The transcript is spliced from 6 exons. NCBI's taxonomy places the organism in Eukaryota, Metazoa, Chordata, Actinopteri, Cypriniformes, Cyprinidae. The coding region runs from base 118 to 696 and encodes 192 amino acids.